AUGGCGUCCAAUCAUGCCUCCUUCGAUGCAGCCGCAACCGAUCGAAAAGCACGUCUCGCGAAACUCGCGACCCUGAAACGGAAGCAACCAGAGCCCGAAGCGUCUGGAGAAAUCGCUGAGGAGUUUGAAUCUCGAAAUGACGUACAGGAUGUUACGAUGAAGUACCUUUCCGGGCGGAACUAUGAUGCGGAAACCCGUGGAGCGAAACUGGGGUUUGACCAGGCUCCGACGAAAGGACAAAUCACACUAGAGUCACAGGCAGAAGAAACCGCCAGAGAGGUUGCUGAACAAUCUAAAAGAAACGAGGAUGCGGACCAACCCAUCGAUCUUUUCAAACUGCAGCCCAAAAAGCCUAACUGGGAUCUGAAGCGAGACCUGGACGAGAAAAUGAAGAUUCUAAAUGUGAGAACUCAGAAUGCAAUCGCAAAGCUUGUGAGGCAGCGGAUAGAAGAAGCACAACGCGUCGCUAAAGCGCAGGGCGCCGGCGCCAAUGGAGACAAGCAGGGAGAGGAAGUUGGCAUCGAAGGCGAGAUGCUUGUGGAAGGCAUCCAUGUUCGAGAACGGGAGAACUUAGAUGAGGAUGAUGAUCUCGCAUGA
Messenger RNA from Aspergillus mulundensis, 597 nucleotides. RefSeq names its product CCDC12/cwf18 family protein. NCBI's taxonomy places the organism in Eukaryota, Fungi, Ascomycota, Eurotiomycetes, Eurotiales, Aspergillaceae. The record is from RefSeq and is a predicted model, not a curated record. The coding region runs from base 1 to 597 and encodes 198 amino acids. Gene Ontology annotation, cellular component: post-mRNA release spliceosomal complex; U2-type spliceosomal complex. The transcript has a single exon.